This is a messenger RNA of Letharia lupina, 1644 nucleotides long. RefSeq lists its product as uncharacterized. Gene Ontology annotation, biological process: transmembrane transport; basic amino acid transport. The coding region runs from base 1 to 1644 and encodes 547 amino acids. Gene Ontology annotation, cellular component: fungal-type vacuole membrane. Gene Ontology annotation, molecular function: basic amino acid transmembrane transporter activity. Lineage: Eukaryota; Fungi; Ascomycota; Lecanoromycetes; Lecanorales; Parmeliaceae. The transcript is spliced from 3 exons. The record is from RefSeq and is a predicted model, not a curated record.
AUGUCGCUGUCGAAGCCCAGCGAGCGAAGUCCCCUUCUCAGACAAGUGAAUGAUGCUCAAAACGUGCCUGCCGAGGGCAAACCUCAUGAUGAUGGCGAAUGGGGAGUUUCAAAUUCCUUGCCUUCUCGACAUGAGCAGCUAUCCAACGCCAGGUUAGCUUUGAUUAUGGGCAGUAUAUGGGUUGGUGUGGUUUUGAUAGCUGUUGAUUCAACAAUCGUUGCAACCCUCUUGGUUCCAAUUUCAAGCUCCUUCUCCUCACUCAAGACGCUUUCUUGGAUCGGUUCAGCCUACCUGAUUGGCCAAUCCGUCACUCAACCCCUCAGUGGCCGCCUCACAGACAUCUUUGGCCGCCGCCAAGGUCUUCUGGUCUGCAAUUUCGUUUUCGGUCUGGGAACUCUGCUCUGUGGCGUGGCUCCGAGCGAAUGGGUCCUCAUCACAGGCCGCACCAUUGCUGGCUUAGGAGGCGGAGCAACGGUCACGAUCUGCAUGUUCGUCGCUGGUGACCUGGUGCCCCUGAGGAAACGAGGCGUGCUGCAAGGUAUCGGAAACAUCAUCAUCGGUGCCGGGUCUGGGAUUGGAGGCUUGUUGGGUGGCUGGAUCAACGGGUUAGCAGGAUGGAGGGUUGCCUUUUUGGUGCAAGUACCCUUUGUGAUAGUUGGUGCCGUGAUGGUGUUCUUCACCGUCAAAGUCCCUGUCAAGAUAAGCGAGAGGUCAGCGCUGAAACGUGUCGACUACCUGGGAUCGUUCACUCUGACCUGUGCUCUGGUGCUCUUCCUCCUGGGUCUGAAUACGGGAGGCAAUGUCCUGGCCUGGACUCACCCUCUAGUCUUGACCGCGCUACCACUAUCUAUAGUAUUUCUCUCCAUCUUUGUCUACGUUGAAGAAAACAGGGCACUCGAACCCAUCAUCCCGAUCCGAAUCCUCCUUAACCGUACCGUCGCCUCUGCCUGUCUCAGCUACUGGUUCGUAUUCAUGGCGUACUUCGGCCUCACAUACUUCAUGCCCGUCUAUCUACAACUUCUCGGCAAAUCGCCCACCGAAGCUGGCCUGCGAUUCAUUCCGUUUAGCGCUGGCGCAGCGGUUGGGGCAUUUGCUGCAGGCCUCAUCAUGAAAGCGACGGGCAACUACUACUACCUCGACAAAUGUUCUCACGCACUACUUGUACUUUCCACCGCGCUCACAGUGACGAUGAACGCGAAUACACCAACCGUGUAUCCUUUCAUCUACCUAGCCGUGUUCGGCCUAGGGGUCGGCGGCAUCCUGGUAACCACCCUCAUCGCUCUCGUCAGUGCUGUGGAGCAAGAACACCAAGCAGUGGUCACAUCAGCCGGAUUUGCCUUCAGGUCGACUGGCUCUGUCAUCGGCCUCACGAUAGCAUCCGCUGCUUUUCAGAAUCUGCUGCGCGUCAAGUUGCAUAGAAGUAUCGGUAGCGUGGCAGAUGCCGAGGGGAUCAUUGAUAAGAUCAGAGAGGAUUUCGACGAGAUUGGCCGGCUACCGGCUGAGUUGAGGGGACUGGUGCAGCAGGAUUACAUGGAAGCUGUUCAAGGUGUUUUUAUUGUUGUCUGUGGGUUUAGUGUCCUGGCGUCUGUUUCGAGCUUGUUUAUGAGGCAGCACAAACUGCACGCGAAUCUUGAGAGACGGUGA